AGGAUUGCCGACUUUGGGGCCUCGUAUCUUCCCUUCAAUGGUUGCGAAUUGUCAGGGUUCUCAGACGUCGGAUGGUACUAUCAACGUAUGUAGUGACAGUCGUCCUCAAGUGUGUUGGUGGAGCCCGUUGGCUCAGUUUUCUUUUUAGUGGCCUACGGAAGCCUCGCUGCAGCAAUAGCUGCAGAUUCCGUUGUACUCAUGCUGACAUACUGGAGGACAUCGAACAUUCACCGAGCGCUGCGGAUGCAAGGCAGAAAGCGCAACCUUGCGUCAAUGGUGUUGAAAGAUGGGACCGUCUACUUUGCUCAAUUGACAUUUCUGAACAUCAUGUCCGCCAUUGGUGUCAAGUUACGGGACGGGAUCGUCGUGCAGUUCGCGCAAGUCCUAGCAUCCAUCGUCUUCUCUAGGUUCAUCCUAGAUUUGCGCAACUUCUACCUGACGGAUUCCGGCGGGGAUACGGGAUAUGCUCCAAGCGAUGCCGCGCUUCAGGGUUCAGGCACAUUCUCCACUGUCGUCUUUUCGCACUGGAGGGUUGUGGGGAACUUCGGGGCAACGGUCGAGGACUGGUUGGGAGACAGUCAUGAAGAGCACCUGAAUACCUCUAGCGUGCAGAACGUACCUCAGUUCUCGGAAGAUCCAUUUUCUGCAGGGUUGUUACAAGCUAUGGAGGUACCUGAAGGACAAGUGACCCCACCUAUCAUAGCGUAAACGAUGUGUACAGAACAAUCUUCCCAGUAGAGUGAUAGCGAAAAGAACUGGAGCCGGAGCAGCAGA
Rhodofomes roseus is the source of this 774-nucleotide messenger RNA. RefSeq lists its product as uncharacterized. The record is from RefSeq and is a predicted model, not a curated record. The coding region runs from base 199 to 708 and encodes 169 amino acids. The transcript has 6 exons. Lineage: Eukaryota; Fungi; Basidiomycota; Agaricomycetes; Polyporales; Fomitopsidaceae.